Ascochyta rabiei is the source of this 525-nucleotide messenger RNA. RefSeq lists its product as uncharacterized. The record is from RefSeq and is a predicted model, not a curated record. The transcript is spliced from 3 exons. Gene Ontology annotation, cellular component: trans-Golgi network. Lineage: Eukaryota; Fungi; Ascomycota; Dothideomycetes; Pleosporales; Didymellaceae. Bases 1 to 525 code for a protein of 174 amino acids.
AUGUCGGCCCAGUUUGCCUCUGUUCCCUACCCGACUGUCGCAGUCUUCGACGUUGAUCGCCGGUCCUCGUACCCCGACGACAUGAGCACCACCUCUUCCACCGGCUCGGUCAGCGACCAGGACACCCCCAAGUCCGGCGACCCCACCCUGCGACCGCGCCUGGGCAGCAGAAAGUCCAGCGGCACCAUCAUCAUACCCCGCGACAGCCCCCACGUCGAGCUCAAGGAGGAGGAGUACGACGACGGCGACGCCCGCACCAUGAGCCCUCGACGAAGCAGCGAGGAGAUUGAGAAGAUGGGCCAGGACGCCCGCCAGGCCUUGAUAGAGCAAGCCAAGCAACUCCAAGCCAGCCUCAUGGAGAUUGUCGACCGCGUAGAGGUCGUCAAGUCUGAACACGAGAAGCUCGAGGGCGGCAACAAGUUCCUGCAGUCAUACAUUGGCGAGCUCAUGCAGACCAGCAAGCUUACGUCCUCGGGCGCAGGAAAGGCCUCCAAGGCCAAGGGCAAAGGCCGCAUCAUCAAAUAA